AUGCCUGGGCGAGGGACUGUCCAGCUCCUCCUCUUGUGUCUAACACCAGCUCUGCUGGAGGCCGUGCGGAUCAAUGCAAAGGGCCAGCAGGUGCUGUACCUGGCUCAGGGGGACUCGGUGAGGCUGGGCUGCCCCUACAUCCUGGAGCCUGAGGACAAUGGACUCAACAACCUGGACAUUAUAUGGACCAUGGUGAACCCUGACCAGAGGCUGCCGGUGAGUCUGAGUCCUGCCCCUCAUCCCACUUCCUUAUUCCUGAUCUACCAGGACCAGAAGAUCAGGUAUGGCAGCGUCCCAGGCCUGCAGCGGAGGGUGGCAUUUGUGGCCCAGGACCCAAGCCUGUAUGAUGCCUCCAUCCACCUGGCAAACCUGCAGGUGUCGGACUCGGCCACCUACGAGUGCAGGGUGAAGAAAGCCACUGUCGACACCCACUUGAUCACCAUUACUGUGCUUGAGAAGCCGGCCGCCCCUCGGUGCUGGAUGGAUGGGGAGCCGGCCAGGGGCGGGGACCUCAUGCUCAGGUGCUGCUCUGAUGGGGGUUCCCUUCCCCUCUCCUACCAGUGGUCCAAGAUGGGAGGGGACUAUGCCAUGGGCUGGCUGCCCCCCAGGACAGUGCAGGGGCAAGGCUCCGGAGACCUGAUGAUCCAGAGCCUGUCUCAGGAGCACGCCGGGACCUACUGCUGCCGCGUGACCAACAGGGUGGGUUACUCCCAGUGCAUGGUGCACAUCUCCAUCCCUCGCAUCGGCUACUCAGGUACAAGGAACGUGGGGCUCAUUGUGGGCUCUGUCCUGGGGGCCAUUUUCCUCCUGGUCCUGCUGCUCUCGAUCCUCUGGGCCCUGCUGUGGUACUGCAGACGGAGGCGCAGCCAGCCCGUGGUGCCUACUGAGAUCAGGUGA
Molecule: messenger RNA, 897 nt
Organism: Caretta caretta (loggerhead turtle)
Lineage: Eukaryota; Metazoa; Chordata; Testudines; Cheloniidae
Gene: VSIG8
Product: V-set and immunoglobulin domain containing 8
Cellular component (GO): intracellular anatomical structure
Source: RefSeq, a predicted model, not a curated record